Euleptes europaea (tarantolino) is the source of this 1311-nucleotide messenger RNA. It is a transcript of the gene HOXA10, whose product is annotated as homeobox A10. NCBI's taxonomy places the organism in Eukaryota, Metazoa, Chordata, Lepidosauria, Squamata, Sphaerodactylidae. The coding region runs from base 75 to 1304 and encodes 409 amino acids. Gene Ontology annotation, biological process: regulation of transcription by RNA polymerase II. The transcript has 2 exons. Gene Ontology annotation, cellular component: nucleus. Gene Ontology annotation, molecular function: DNA-binding transcription factor activity, RNA polymerase II-specific; RNA polymerase II cis-regulatory region sequence-specific DNA binding. The record is from RefSeq and is a predicted model, not a curated record.
CCUUCCAUUGGCUGCGCGCGCCCGCCGCGGCGCGGGGGUCUCUCUAAUCACAUUCAGCAUGUUUUGCACAAGAAAUGUCAGCCAGAAAGGGCUAUCGGCUCCCUUCGCCAAAUUACCCCACAACAAUGGCAUGCUCGGAGAGCCCGGCUGCAAACUCUUUUUUGGUGGACUCCUUGAUCAGCUCAGCCUCCAGCAGAGGGGAAGGAGGUGGUGGUGGUGGAGGUGGUGGUGGAGGAGGUGGUGGUGGUGGAGGAGUUGGAGGAGGCGGAGGCGGUGGAGUUGGAGGAGGCGGAGGCGGCUACUAUCCCAACAACAGUGGUGUCUACGUGCCACAGACGUCCGAUCUGUCCUAUGGGUUGCAAAGCUACGGACUUUUCCCCGUCCUGGGCAAGCGCCAUGAAGGCCCUCCUCCAAGCAUUGCCCCUUCGCCUCACUCCUACAUGUCAGGGAUGGAAGUCUGGCUAGAGCCCCCGAGGUCCUGCCGCAUGGAAGAGCCCGAGAGCCCGCAGGCGACCUCCUGCUCUUUCGCGCCCAGCAUCAAGGAGGAGAGCUCCUACUGCCUCUAUGACGCCGACAAAGGCCCCAAGGAGGCGGCGGCUACCGACCUGUCGGCUUUCCCCAGGCUGAGCGCGGACUCGGGCUGCUCCAUGAACAACGUGACCGCCGGGGUGCCGGUGCCAGGCUACUUCCGCCUGUCGCAAGCCUAUGGCACCGCCAAGAGCGGCGGCGGCGGCUACCACAGUACCCACCACCCCCACCAGCAGCAUCACCAGCACCCGGGGCAAAUGGUGGCUGCCCAGUUCGCCCCGCAGCCCCCCGUGCGCUUCGAGACGCCUCCUGCCCUGCCGCCCGCCGCCCCGCCGCCCGAAGCCCCGGGGAAAGAGAGCGAGGAGUCCUCCCCGGCCGCCACCCUGGCUUGCGUCUCCCAGAGGGGGGAGGACGAAGGGCCAGCCUCCUCCUCGGCCGCCGAAGAGCUCUCCCCGGCUCCCUCGGAGAGAAGCAAGCCCUCCCCCGAGAAGGAAAGCAGAGGCAGUUCCAAAGGCGAGAGCGCGGCCAACUGGCUCACCGCGAAGAGUGGCCGGAAGAAGCGCUGCCCUUACACCAAGCACCAGACCCUGGAGCUGGAGAAGGAGUUCCUCUUUAACAUGUACCUGACUCGUGAGCGUCGCCUAGAGAUCAGCCGCACGGUCCACCUCACGGACAGACAGGUUAAGAUCUGGUUUCAGAACCGCCGGAUGAAACUGAAGAAAAUGAACAGAGAGAACCGGAUUCGGGAGCUCACAGCCAACUUCAAUUUCUCCUGAUGAACCG